CACUGAGGUAACAGGAACCAGAAAUCGGGGAGGUGCAGAAGGAGGGUGUGCGUGUGCGUGUGUGUGUGUGUGGGGGGGGAGACGCUGGAGGAGCUCACAGAUCGCUGUGUCGGCGGCAAGCUCUGACUGGUGGAGCAGCUGGGGCUGCGGAGACGAGGAGCUUCCUGCUGCAGGCGGGGGGGAACGUGGCAGAGUCGGAGGAGCAGGAGAAGCGCGUCCGUCCGGGGGACUCGACCCGGGACUCGACCCGGAGCUCCUUUCUCAGCCGCGAUCUUCUCCGGCAUGGACUGCAGCACAUCUGCGCUGGCUUUCGUCUCUCGGACAUCGCCCUGAGUCGGGGGGAAGGGCGACUCGUUCCCCUCCCAUCGCGACCAGGAGCUCCGGCCACCGGGCAGCGGGACCCGGCGCUCGGAGGGGUUUUCCUGGCAGCCCUGCGCUCGCGUGAUCCCGACCCAUUUGCCCAUGUGUUUACCGCACCGAAGCGAAAGUAGCGCGGGGUCACUCUGGGAGAGGAGCACAAGCGCUUCACCAUGCUGCACCACGGUGCACCUCUGAGGCAGCCUCUGGGCACCGCUGCGUGAGUCAGACCAGCGGAGGGGCGGUGACUCAGCGACGCCGUCGACGACCAGCAGCCGCCCAUCUCACCCCUCGCUGGGUCCCAGAAGCGGAGAGCGGGCCGCUCGUGUUCCAGACCCGCGGAGCCCUGGACCGACCAUGAUGAGGGCCGGCUGCUGGACGCUGGCGGCCGUGUGGCUGCUGGGCGCCGUGUGCCGGGGCGCCGGCAUGUCCACCUGCAAACCCCUGGACCUGGAGAUGGUGAAGAGGAAGCGCAUCGAGGCCAUCCGGGGACAGAUCCUCAGCAAGCUGCGGCUGGCCAAGGAGCCCGAGGCGGGGCAGGAGGGCGAAGGGGGGGCCGUCCCAGCGGCCCUCCUGUCCAUCUACAACAGCACGGUGGAGUUCAGCCGCGAGCAGGCGCUCAAGGCCCAGACUGUGCCCGUGCAGGACGCCGAGGAAGAGGAGUACUUUGCCAAGGAGGUGCGCAAGUUCAACAUGAAGCCCGUCCAGAACAACACCAAGGAAAUGAUGUGGUUCAACGUGAGCGAGAUCCAGGCCAACGGGGUCAACGUGCAGCUGCUGUCCAUGGCCGAGCUGCGGCUGCUCAUCAAGAACCCCAACAUCCCCGGGGCCGAGCAGAGGCUGGAGCUGUACAGCGGCCUCGGGGACCGCGAGCGUUACGUGGGCACCCGCUUCAUCACCAACGCCAUGAGCGACCACUGGCUGUCCUUCGACGUCACACAGACCCUGCGCGAGUGGCUGCUGGGCACAGAGCAAGAGCAGGUGUUCCAGCUGAAGGAGCACUGUCCCUGCGGGGAGUCCAAAAAGGGGCUCUUCUUCUCCGUCUCAGGGAUGAGUACAACCAGAGGAGACACUGGCAUUUUCUCCGAACUCAUGCAGAAGCCCCAUCUCCUGGUGAUGUCCCUCCCCGCCGAGCGGGCCAGCCACAUGAGCUCGCGCAGGAAGCGAGCCGUCGACACGGACGACUUCUGCACAGAGAAAACAGAGAACUGCUGUGUGCGGAGAUUGUACAUUGACUUCCGGAAGGAUCUGGGCUGGAAAUGGAUCCAUGAACCUAGUGGCUACUAUGCCAACUAUUGCAUGGGGUCUUGCACCUACAUCUGGAACACCGAAAACAAAUAUUCCCAGAUUCUGGCUCUCUAUAAGCAUCACAAUCCAGGAGCAUCGGCCCAGCCUUGCUGUGCACCCCAGGUGUUCGAACCCUUACCCAUCCUAUACUAUGUGGGAAGACAAUACAAGGUGGAGCAGUUGUCCAAUAUGGUAGUGAAGACCUGCAAAUGCAGUUAAUGACCAGAUCCUGCCGUCCUCAACCCC
Molecule: messenger RNA, 1890 nt
Organism: Scleropages formosus (Asian bonytongue)
Lineage: Eukaryota; Metazoa; Chordata; Actinopteri; Osteoglossiformes; Osteoglossidae
Product: transforming growth factor beta-1 proprotein-like
Exons: 8
Coding region: 715-1863 (382 amino acids)
Biological process (GO): transforming growth factor beta receptor signaling pathway; regulation of cell population proliferation
Cellular component (GO): extracellular region
Molecular function (GO): growth factor activity; transforming growth factor beta receptor binding; cytokine activity
Source: RefSeq, a predicted model, not a curated record